GAGGAUGCGUUUGUUCCGCAUUCGUUUCUUGUGUUUACACGGUAGUUGAGAACGUGUAUUUUGUCAAGAUGACUGAUCAGAAAGCACAAAAUAUAAGCUCUAUUCCAAUCGAUGGAUUUAGCAAUAUGCGAAUCACAUCAAUAUGGACAUUUCUGAUGUCUGUACGUUUGGUUUGUCUUUCUUAUUCCUCGGGAAAUGUAUAUUGGAUGCUAGCUUGCCUUAGCAAAGAUGAGUUAGCCUAACUAGCUUAGCUUGAGAGCUAGCUAUCUUUGUUGUGUUCUCUGCUAGUCAAAGUAGAGAUAUAUAUUACAAGAUUAAAUAGAUUAAGUUAAAAAGAUAUAUCUGACCAGUUAUCUGGUUGUUGUGUUGCUUAUGAGUUAGCUUGCUGACUAUCUAGUAGCUAGUAUCAAUGCCAACCCACUGUCCAAUAACAUGAUGCUGUUUAUUGUUUGGAAAUGUAGCUAGCUAGCUAAACCACUGUUUGAUUUCAUGUCUGCAGAUACAGUGGUCUGAGCCGUGGCUUAUUGGACUUCUGGUGUUCCAUGCUGUCUGUCUCCUCGCAACUCUCCUGACACGCAGAUUCUACGGAGUGCAAAUAUGCCAGUUCCUGUUUAUGGGUAAGUGGAUGUGUGUUUCUACUACUACCAUAUCGUUGGUUAGAUGUCAUGUGAUUUGUAUCUUUUAAAAUCACUACACAUUUUAUGCACAAACAUUUAUUCAUGCCAUCCAGUAAUUGCUGUUUCCCCUCUCUCCACAGUAUGCAUGGUGUACAGCGCUGAAUAUCUGAACGAGGUGGCAGCCAUGAACUGGAGGUAAAGAUCUCAUCGAGCUGCAGUACAUUGUAUACUCCUGGGGGAAAAUAUGUUGACUGUUUUAUUAGUAAUUUAGUUAGUGAGAAACAACUUAUUUUGUAAUUUCACAGGUCAUUUUCCAAGUUCCAGUACUUUGAUUCAAAUGGGAUGUUCAUAUCUUUGGUCUACUCCAUUCCCCUUCUGCUCAACACAAUCGUCAUUGUUGUAAGUUUUAAACGUUAUUCUCAACCAUUAAAUCCCAAGUGAAAGAGAGCUGAUCGUAGGCCUGUGUUAACAGAUCUGUGCAUGUGUGUGUGUCUCAGGCGUUGUGGGUGUACAGGACGUUCUCCACCAUGAUAGAGCUGAAGACCCUGCAGCUGAAGAGAAAGGCCCGCAGAGAGCAGAACAAGAAGACUGACUAAUCACCCUCCUCUGGGACCUCCAUUGGGUUCAGUGGGGUGUUGAUGCUGGGAAUCACCUCAACUGCCAUGUUAGCUUGGCUAACAUGGUGCCACAUCAGCAUCACAUGGCAAACAUCUGCAUCACAACAUGGUUGGUUCCAGUGCUUCGACUGCCUAAACUUUUUGAAAGGUAGAUCUGCACUGUGUUUGUAUUAACUACAGUAUGAGAAGAGUGGAGGGGGGAUCACUAUUGUCUUCCAUCUUUUCAAUGGGUAAAUCUCACACCUGCGUUGCUUAUAUACUUGCCCAAGUUGACUUCCCUCUGCAAAUCAGAACAGACUGGAUGGUUGAAGAAGUAUGGUUGUGGUCAAGUUGCCAUUUUUCAUUAAGUGAAUAUCGUUUGAUAGAAUACAGUGUACAUAUAAAACAUUUAUUAAGGGGACCAAAUAUGUUACCAAACAUUUAUUUAAAAAAGUAUUAAUAUUAUGUGAUGAGAAGGUAGCUUACUUGUUCUGCACAACAGUGUAAUGCUCAUGGCAAAUAUUGUCGUUAUUUUGCUUGUAGUGAUAAUGGUUAUGGAUAAUAAAAUAUUUUAUUGAGGC
This is a messenger RNA of Coregonus sp. 'balchen', 1794 nucleotides long. The record is from the annotation of a GenBank genome assembly. Lineage: Eukaryota; Metazoa; Chordata; Actinopteri; Salmoniformes; Salmonidae.